Molecule: messenger RNA, 1250 nt
Organism: Solanum stenotomum
Lineage: Eukaryota; Viridiplantae; Streptophyta; Magnoliopsida; Solanales; Solanaceae
Exons: 1
Coding region: 262-1074 (270 amino acids)
Biological process (GO): shoot system development; root development
Source: RefSeq, a predicted model, not a curated record
GAAAGCAAAGUCACACAACUCUUUUCAAUUUCAAAACAGUGAAGGCAAAUAAAUGACAAUUAUUUAGAGCCUUUGGUUGCCAAAAGCGUGUCAUUUUACCAAUUUAAAGGCAUAUCCACAUGGCCACAUUACAAUUCACAUGCUGAGCGUCCCCCUUGUUGUGCCAUCGACCUAUAUAAAUGUCCUUUGGUUGAUGCUCAUUGCUCACCAAAUUUAUUCUCACUUCUCACAGAGAAAAAAGUAAAACACAAAAAGCUAGCCAUGGCUGCUCUUCCUUGUUCAAAAACCAAGUCCUUUCGAUCAACUAGUUUGCCCAUCAGAUCACAUCCCACAACUCAGAGAGUUGAAGAGGUGCUGAAUAAGCUUAAUGGAUUGGAGACAUCAGUUGCACCAACCGCGGAGACAAUUUGUAAUAGUUUGCUCGGGUUGGAGGAGUUACAGAAGUGUAUGGAUGAUCUUAAGUCUACUCAAACUCUUCGGAUACUCUCCCAACACCAACAUGUUAAAUGGUUUGAGGAGUUAUUGGGGAAUUCGAUUAGGAUUCUUGAUGUUUGUGGCACUACAAGGGAACUAGUCUCUCAGUAUAAGGAAAACAUAAGAGCUCUUCAAUCCUCAUUCAGAAGACGAAAAGGAGAUUCAAGUGCAGAAGCUGGAAUUGCAAGAUUCACCAGUUUCAGCAAGAAAAUGAAGAAGGACACCAAAAGAUUAGUCUUGUCCUUGAAGCAAGUGGAUUGUGAGACUCUCCCCGCAACAUUCGUGGAAGCAGAUCAGGAGACAAUAGCUGUGAUUAGAGCACUAAGGGAAGCCAAUGCAGUUUGCAUUUUGAUUUUCCAAAUGCUCUUGUCCUUCUUGUCUAUGCCACUUUUGAAGCCGAAGCACCCAAAAUGGUCAUUGGUUUCAAAACUGAUACACAAUGGAAGAAAAGAACUUGAAGGCCUAGAAAACAGUACGAACAUGGAAACAAAAGUAAAGACUUUUGAGGCUCAACUUGACAGCAUUGAGAAGAGAUUAGAAGGAGCAUUCAGGAGCCUGAUUAGAUCGAGAAGCUCGCUCCUGAAUGUUUUCUCCAGCUAAUCUGGAAGUUCCUACACCAUUAAUUAUAUAGUAGUUCACCACAUUUUGUAAAUGGAUAAUUUUGUACUUACGCUAGAAAUAUAUAUUACACGAAUUGAAAGACUAUACUCAAAUUAGAAAAGGUAUUUUUCUGAAUUCCAAGUGAAUAAUGCAGACCAGAAUCUAUUUUCCUGCCA